Messenger RNA from Dimorphilus gyrociliatus, 472 nucleotides. Lineage: Eukaryota; Metazoa; Annelida; Polychaeta; Dinophilidae. The record is from the annotation of a GenBank genome assembly.
ACUAUCGAUUGCAGACACUUCCGCCGAGGAUAUGGCAUAUUUGCAAACAAAAGCUAUUUCUCAGGCUGCUAGAGUCAGACGAUUGUACAAGGAGAGUUUAAGAAAUUUACAAGCAUAUUAUAUAGAGAGGCACCUUUACCGCUAUCAUGCUGUGCUGUUGAGGCAACGAUUUGAUGAGAACAAGGAUAUAAAUGAUGUUCGAAAGGCUAAGGAAGUUUUGCAAGCCGGAGAACAUGAAUUAUUUUUGAAAGCGCAUCCUCAACCAAUAAAAUAUCCCGACUCUCCAGGAGGCGUAGCUUACGGAAGGGAACCAUGGGUGCCCGAUUGGUUAAUUGAUCAUUGGCAUCCAUCAGAACGGAAGCAAUAUCCUGAUUAUUUUGCAAAGAGAGAAAAAGCAAAAUUAGAAUAUAUUGAUCGCUGGAAUAAAAAGUAUGGAGUAACAGAAACUCCAGACACUAAAACUUCGGCAUAG